AUGAGGGGCGGAACGGUUCAGAUUAACUGGCACGAGACGAAGCCGGUGCUCGCCUGCGAUUUCCAUCCGCUCUCCGGCCUCGUGGCUACCGCCGGCGCCGACUUCGACAUUAAGCUUUGGGCAACAGUUUCUGGCAUUGAUGAGAAGAAGUCUCCUGGAGUCACUUAUCACAACAGUCUUUCGUACCAUAGUUCUGCUGUUAACGCAAUUCGCUUCUCUCCUUCCGGAGAGCAGCUCGCCUCUGGUGCUGAUGGUGGCGAACUGAUUAUAUGGAAAUCACAUGUUACUGAAGCUGGUGAAGUGUGGAAAGUCCUCAAGUCAUUGGUGUUUCAUCGUAAGGAUGUAUUAGACCUGCAGUGGUCUCCUGAUGGGGCAUAUCUGAUUUCUGGUUCGGUUGAUAAUUCAUGCAUCAUCUGGGAUGCUAAUAAAGGUUCUGUGCACCAAAUACUAGAUGCUCAUUUUCAUUACGUUCAAGGUGUAGCGUGGGACCCAUUAGGGAAAUACGCAGCAUCCUUCAGUUCAGAUAGGACCUGUCGGAUUUAUAUAAAUAAGCCAGUAAAAAUAAAAGGCGUUGAGAAAGCAAGUUAUGUCUGCCAACAUGUCAUCUCAAAGGCAGAGUCUCAGACAACAGAUGAGCUCAAGUCUGCUAAAAGCCACCUUUUUCAUGAUGAGACUCUGCCAUCUUUUUUUCGAAGAUUAGCCUGGUCGGCAGACGGGUCGUUUUUACUUGUACCUGCAGGUUCUCACAAAAGCACACCUACUUCGGAACUAGUAAAUACAGCUUAUGUUUUUUCACGGAAGGAUCUCUCCAGGCCCGCACUUAUGCUUCCUGGUGCCAGCAAACCUGUUGUAGCUGUACGCUUUUGCCCCAUGGCGUUUAAAUUGCAUGGAACAAACUCGUCUUCAUUUUUCAAGCUCCCCUAUCGCUAUAUUUUUGCUGUGGCCACUUUGAAUUCAUUAUAUAUCUUCGACACUGAAAGCAUUCAGCCGAUAGUAAUUGUAGCCGGAGUUCAUUAUGCUGCCAUAACAGACAUCGCAUGGUCACCUGCUGGUAAUUAUUUGGCAUUGUCCUCUCAAGAUGGUUACUGCACGUUACUUGAAUUUGAAAAUCAAGAACUCGGCUCACCUAUUUCAUUACCAGGAGCAAAUAAUGUCAAUGGUGAUGCAAAUGUGAGACCCAUUCCGGAAGCUAUCAAAGUCAGUAGUCAAGGUGCUUCCAUAGACUGUAGAAACGAAAUGGCCGAGAAUUUUAGUAAGGCUAAGGAUGAAAGUAAGGAGGAAACUCGUGGUAGAAACGAGAUGGCCGAGAAUUUUAGUAAGGCUAAGGAUGAAAGUAAGGACGAAAGUCGUGCUUCACCAAGCACAGAAGUUCCUGCAGGUAAGGCCACCAAGAAGCGCAUUACUCCCAUGGCCAUUGAUUGA
This is a messenger RNA of Striga hermonthica, 1422 nucleotides long. The record is from the annotation of a GenBank genome assembly. Lineage: Eukaryota; Viridiplantae; Streptophyta; Magnoliopsida; Lamiales; Orobanchaceae.